Molecule: messenger RNA, 2059 nt
Organism: Erinaceus europaeus (western European hedgehog)
Lineage: Eukaryota; Metazoa; Chordata; Mammalia; Eulipotyphla; Erinaceidae
Gene: ZFP36L2
Product: ZFP36 ring finger protein like 2
Exons: 2
Coding region: 162-920 (252 amino acids)
Molecular function (GO): mRNA binding; metal ion binding
Source: RefSeq, a predicted model, not a curated record
AGUGGCAGCAACCAAUGGUCGCUCGUGCUGGCGUUGACGUACGCGCGUUGCCUGGUGACAGGCCCCACCCCUCCGCCCCUAUAAGCGCUCCCGGGGCGCGGCGGCCUGGACGGCUGGGGGGCGGGCGCCUGCAGUCUGGCCGCGUUGCGGCCGUCUGAACCAUGUCCACCACGCUGUUGUCUGCCUUCUACGACCUGGACUUCCUGUGCAAGACGGAGAAGUCGUUGGCCGGCCUGAGCCUGGGCAGCGUGCUGGACAGCAAGGCGGUAGGCGCGCCCGUGGCCGCCGCGCCCUCCCUACUCCGCCGGCCCGCGCCCCCCGGCCCCCCUUGCGCCCCGGAACCCGGCGGCCGCCGCGAGCGCGCACUGAGCGAAGGAGGCCCCCCGGGAGCCCCAGCGCGCGCGCCCGCCCACUCCCCGCGCUACAAGACGGAGCUGUGCCGGCCCUUCGAGGAGAGCGGCGUCUGCAAAUACGGCGACAAGUGCCAGUUCGCGCACGGCGGCCACGAGCUGCGCAGCCUGGCGCGCCACCCCAAGUACAAGACGGAGCUGUGCCGCACCUUCCACACGGCCGGCUUCUGCCCCUACGGGCCGCGCUGCCACUUCAUCCACAACGCGGACGAGCGGCGGCCGGCGCCGGGAGGCACGGGCGGCGCGGGGCCCCGACCGCGCCUGCAGCACAGCCUCAGCUUCGCCGGCUUCCCCGCCGGCCACCGCGCGCCUGGCCUUGGGGGGCUGCCGCUGCCUGCACCCCGGGGCCCCGGCUCGCCCCGGCUGGACGUGACCCCCAGCCCCCCGGACUCGCCCUCGGACCCCGAGAGCUCCCUGAGCUCCGGCAGCCUCAGCCCCUCCGGGUCGCCUGGCCUGGACGCCGGACGCCGGCUGCCCAUCUUCAGCCGCCUGUCCAUCUCGGACGACUGAGGCGAGGCCGGCGGGACCCUGUCCCUGGGAGGCGUCUGGGGCCGCAGUGCCUUCCGGCCAGUAGAGCACUCACUCACGGUACUGGCCUCGAGGCCCCGCUUCUCCCUGCUGUGUUGUCGCGAAGCCAGACCAACGCCUGUGCGGAUGAGAAGCCACACACCUGGGCUGGGAGUGGAGCUGCAUCCACAACCCCGACUCCAUGCAGCAUCUCAGGUUCAGGCGGGACCCCACAGGCCCCAAGCCUUAGGAUCCAGCGUCCUGCCAAGAAUAUGCCUUAGGGGUGUCGUUCACACACACACACACACACACACACCCCACACACACCCUUCUACCUGGAAGACCUUGCAUUCCAGAGCUCCCACAGGGAGCCCCAGCCAGCCUGCACCUUCUGGAAGCCCAGGGCAAGGCCUGCGCAGAGCUGCACCUCGGCUCAGCCUGAAAAAACUAUUUAACUUAUUUAUUAUCUCGUGAAACGUGUGCAUGGAGAGUUGCCUCCAUGCUGUAUUUAUCAAGGAUAAUAAGCAAUAGAUAUAUAUUCUUUUUACAAUGCUAAGUUAUGGUUGCCGGUUGCCAUUAAGGAACUCAAGCUGCAGUCCUUUCACAGUAAUAUAUGCCUUUUUUUUUUUUUACCUUCACUUGGUUAUUUUAUUGUAAAUUAGUAAGAUCCUUUAAUUUAAGAGACAGUAAUGUAAUAUUUAUUUCGUUAAAUCUUUCCUUGUUUACGUGAGUUCUGGAAGGCUGCAGGAUUUGAACUCUAGUCUGUGGAAUGUGGUGGGCAAGCCCAUGAGUUUUCUAGAAUGUACCUGGCCACAGGCCCCACCCCAGCCUCAAGCCCUGCUCAUCUGUUUUCUCUAUUCAUUCCCCACCUUUGACUGGCCUUGGAGCUAUGGGGCAGGGGGGCUCUGCACCUCGGGAGGAACCAAACUUGCCUUAAAUCUUCAACCAAAAAGUAUUUGUCCCUUAAGUGCUUGAGAGACUGAAAGUAGGACCGAUUCAACCGCACAAAAGGAGCAAUUCUGACCACUUGCAGCUGUGACGAACCUGGAAAGCCUUGAGGAAUGAGAAGGCCUCAGGUUGCCUUGCCUGCCACCACUAUCAUUGGUGUUCUAGCCCCCAAUAAAGCUUUGGGAAAGGCCGUC